GUCUGUGAGCUGCUGGAUUUUGACACGCCUGGAGAGAUGAUUGUUAGUGAUGCAGCCAGAGGAUCCACAAUAGAUGAAAUACGUUAUACUAAUAAUACAUUCACAUAUAUGGUGACUGGAAAUGUUUCACAAGAACAAAUUAAACCCCACCUGGAGGGAUUUAAGGAGGAAUUUGCUACGUUCUUUUACCCAGUCUGUAUAAAAACUAUCAAGAAUUACCUACAAAAGAGAGAGUCUCAAGUGAAUAGAAGAGAAACGCCCAAUAUAACACUCUUUAAGAAAGCCUCAGGCUCUGGAGGUUCUUAUUUGAGUUGUUUGGCAACACGAUUUUACCCUCGUCACAUCAACCUGACUCUAUUGAGAGAUGGACAGCCUGUAUCUGAUCAUGAGCUUACUGGAGGAGAUCUGCUGCCCAAUGAAGACGGGACGUACCAGAUGAGGAAGAGUCUGGAGAUCAGAGUAGAGGAGAGAGAAAAACACAAAUACACCUGCUCUGUUGAACACCUCGGUCGCAACUACACAUUGGACAUAAUUUUAGAAUUUGAUCCGGGUGAACCAUUUAAAUCUGUGAUUCCCUUAGUGCUGAUGAUUAUAUGUUUGGUCUUGGUGUUUGGAGCUGGAUUCAUUAUAUAUAAAUGCUGCAAAAGACAAGCAGCUUCAUCAGACUGUGAUUAUUCUGCUUCUUCCACAUCAGAAUAAAACAUGGACCAUGGCAUCAGCACAAUUGUUUGUCUUAAGUAAAUCUUAACAGUUAAUACAAGACAAGAACUUCCAUGAAACUCCCAAGAAACAAGUGAUGUCCGCUCCCCCUUCAUCUGAUUGGCUAGAGGAGCAACUGUCAAUCUCAACUAGUGGACCAAUUAUGAAACUAAAUCCCGCCCAUGAUUUAAAUGAAACUGGAAUUGCAAGCGCAGAAAGUUGGAAAAAAAGCGCAAACGGGAAAAUACUGCAAGCACACAAAACAUUUCAACCUCUGAUUACGUACCCCUAUAUACAUUUCUGGAGAGAGCAAAAUAUGUCCC
Molecule: messenger RNA, 1022 nt
Organism: Danio aesculapii
Lineage: Eukaryota; Metazoa; Chordata; Actinopteri; Cypriniformes; Danionidae
Product: major histocompatibility complex class I-related gene protein-like
Exons: 5
Coding region: 37-699 (220 amino acids)
Biological process (GO): immune response
Cellular component (GO): external side of plasma membrane
Source: RefSeq, a predicted model, not a curated record